Alosa sapidissima (American shad) is the source of this 2301-nucleotide messenger RNA. RefSeq names its product transmembrane protein 26-like. The transcript has 6 exons. The coding region runs from base 604 to 1521 and encodes 305 amino acids. NCBI's taxonomy places the organism in Eukaryota, Metazoa, Chordata, Actinopteri, Clupeiformes, Clupeidae. The record is from RefSeq and is a predicted model, not a curated record.
GAGAUUGCUGCCAUCUCAAAUGCGUGUCUCUUUACAAGUUUUGGAAAUGGCUGCAUGAAUAUGCUGAGACAAAAACGAAAGCAAGACGGUACAAUAUCUCGCAAUACACAUAUAGGCUACACUUCAUCAACAGGUUCUGAAUAGCCUGUUGAAACAAGUCGAUGCGAAAAACGAAAGCGACAAGCCGUGGGAUCCUCAGGCUAGGUGUAUGUGAAGUGAAGUCAUCUUUUCCAAGCUGUAUGUCAGUCAGAACAGACCAUGUUCUUUGAAACGUAAUGAGCCACAGAAAUAAAGCAGAAUGCAUAAAAGUCUCAUUUUAGGAUAGGCUACUCAACGUUAUCUGAUCUGGAACGUAUCCAGAACAGUGCCCUGCAAUUUGGUGAUGCAACUGCAACUUAGAUGUCAACUCUGGCCACCUUGCCCGAAAGUUGUGUGUCAGAAUUUGAAGGCUGGAUGAUAGUGACCACCGAGGGCGGUCUUUAGAGUAGUCUAGCCUCUUUUCCCAUGGACAGACUCUCAUUCAGUCAGUUUGUCCGGAGAUUGAGAAGGUCUGAAAGGUGUCCAACAUUUUCCAGCAAAUAGCAUAUUAAUAUUAAUACAACAAUGUUCGUUAAGUUUAUUUCUGCGGUUAUCACAAGGUCGCUUUUUAUUUUGGUGUCCCUCAUCGGAGUUUGGAGAGUGACAUCGGUAAAAAAUAAUAAUAAUUAUUGGCUUCUCACCAUCCUAUACCUACCGCUCGUGGCCGAAAUGAUAGUAACUUUGAAGGGAAGAAAAGGUAGCGACUACAAAUGGUUCUCCCCCGCUAUACUCCUCUUUCUUCUCAGCAUCAUUCCAAGCAUAUGGAUUUUAGAGUUGCAUCAUCAACAUAACAAAUCGGCUGAUGAUAAGUGUCGCCGGCUGGAUUCCUCAGAGAGCCUAAAGAGUAUUAUAAACAACUGGAGGAACUCAACUAAUGGGAGUGAAACCUUUACGGACUCGGUGAAGAUGCUUUCCUCGGUGUGUGCCAAUGACUGGAUCCUGGCGCUACACCAGAUCCUGCUCAUCCUUCUGAUCGUGGGCAAGUGGCUGCUGCCCAUCGGCGUGGGGGUGACUCGCGACCAGCUCUCCCAGCUGCUGCUGGUCUUCGUGGGCACCGCCGCCGACAUCCUGGAGUUCACCAGUGAGACGCUGUCCGACGUCAAGGAGUCUAGCCCAAAUCUGGUUUACAUCAUCCUAGCCGUGUGGACUUGGACCAUGUUGCAAUUCCCACUCCAUCUCUCAGUGUUGACCCCAGAUGAAGCAGACUCCGAGGGGCCGCAGGGCGACUCCUUCCUGUCCCGCCACCGCACGGACAUCUGGCAGAUAGUGGAGACGCUGUUCAUCCAGGACGGCCCGUUCCUGGUGGUGCGCCUCACAGUCAUGCUCCACUUUGGCGUCGUCCACCAGAUGCUCCUCUUCUUCGCCAUCAAGAACUUCCUAGUGGUCAUCCUCAACGUCUAUCGUCUCAUCGUUAUCUGCCAGGACUUCAAAUGGUCCAUGUGAGUCCGCGCCCCAUGCCUGCUUGCCGUGACACAUACAGGAAGUCGAGACACCUGAGGGGCACGUACUCAGGAAACCAGAUUGAGCCUGUUCGAGUUGAGAUAAGGGACAGUCGCAGACAUUUCUUAGCGUCAUUGCCAGUAAACAUUGAGGUUCCAACGAAAAUGCAUGCAGUAUAAAUAUUUGUUUUCAGACACAUGCCAGAGGGCAAUUAGGGGGAAGAUCAUUAGCUGAAAGCCUCACUAGGGAGCUUCAGAGUGUUCACGCAAGUGCAUCCAUGAAGACCAUUUACUUGAAAGGACUGUCAUUGAUUGAGUAUAAUGCACCAUCAGAAGUGGUGACAAGGCAGUCGGGCUAGCCUGCUCAACACCUUGGUUUAUGCACAACUGGGUGCUAAAUCCUCCUGAGCGUCAAAGAUAAACUUUAGAAAUAAAAACUGAGUGCUAUCCUUUAUUUCUAGAGUUCAACUGGAAGCCUGACGAAUUUGAAAUGUGUUUGGAAGUGAAAUAAUUGGCUCUAUUGUUGUUAUAAUUGUGUUGUAAUUGUCAAGUAAUAACAUAAUUCCUACCUCACAUUGAUACAUAUCUUAGAUCAGAAUUAAACAAUUCUCAAAACGCUUUGUUCAACCUCCAGAUUAUUUAGUCACUUGUGUGCACACAAAAGCAAUUUUUCAGUCUUUUGAACAUUUAGCAAAUGCCUUUACACAUUCAAGCCACUCGUCUGUUGUUUAGUCUUGUUCCUCAAGAUGCCUCUACUGCAAUGAGCUUUAUGCAGAACAUAAAA